Messenger RNA from Rhipicephalus microplus (southern cattle tick), 9693 nucleotides. RefSeq lists its product as uncharacterized. Gene Ontology annotation, cellular component: plasma membrane. Gene Ontology annotation, molecular function: protein binding. The record is from RefSeq and is a predicted model, not a curated record. NCBI's taxonomy places the organism in Eukaryota, Metazoa, Arthropoda, Arachnida, Ixodida, Ixodidae.
UGCUCUGAGGGUUGCGUGUGUUUUGUGGUUUUGUUGUAGUAGUGUAUAUAACGCUAUUAAGUUUUACACCCCACCCACCUAAUUGCGUAAAAGAUUAGGACCCCUUCGCCGUUCUUUACCGGAUGCCAGAGAGGAAAGCGAAGGCUUCCGUACUAGGAAAAAUCGCUCGGGUUCAAAGCGAUCGGCCGUCCUAGCGCUCCGAAUGUUGCCUUGAUGCGGUUGCUGUAUAGAUGGAUAUCCUCCCUAGUUUUCGCCAAUUGUUUGCAGUUGUGGUUCUUUUUGGUGCAAUACAUGGGUCCUCCGAAUCCGAAGGUAAGGAGCUCGUGAUUACCGUCCCCUCUGGCAAAGUAGCGCGGCGAGUGGAUGACGACCUGAACCUAACCUGCAAAGUCGCCUCUGAUGAAAGGUUCCACAUAACGUGGGUCAUUCCACAGGAUAAGGUGCGCCAGGCGCAUCGUGUCAAGAUUGAGUCUGAGCAUUUCAACGAGAAGAGUGUGACCAUCUAUAAUCUGGAGGAACCCGACACCGGCUGGUACACAUGCGUCGCACGCCAUCACGAUUCCAACGUCAAUCGAGUGUUCAACAGAACGGUCUACGUCACAGUGUCAACUUACGCGUUGUCUGGGAGACGGCCCUGCUACAACCAGUCGUUCGUGUGUGGCAACGGCUACUGCAUUCCGAAACGAUAUGCCUGUGAUGGUCACGUCGACUGUCACGACAGUUCUGAUGAAGCCCCCAAGCACUGUGGUCCUGACCCUUGCGAGGACAAGGUGCUUUGUGAAGAUGGCCGCUGUCUGCCUCGCUCGCUGUGUUGUGACCCUGCUACGCAACCAGACUGCCGAGUUACUUAUGUGCUUCCCUGCUGCAAAAAGUACCUGGCCAGCAUAGCCAACACUACAGCCACGCUGGUGGGUGUGCUGGCGCGACCCCCACAUCAGCGGUUGGGUGCCAGUGUAGAGUACCUGCAGUCGUCAGUGUACACCGUGGUCAGUUGCGCGGUGGUCUUUAUCCUGGUUGCCACGGUCAUGGUAGCAGCCAUCUGCCGCAUACACAUGCGCCGUGCUGUCAUGGCGAGCCCCUUCCCUUUUGUCAGCGGCGACGCCGACCACCGUUGCCUUCCCUGGUGCAGGCCUCUGCAUCACCCAGUCACCUCAACGGGGAUGAGCUUUGGCGAAGGGGGCCCUGCGUCAUGCUCGCACCUCACUGGAGCCGACCUCCGGACAGUGACGUGCGCCCACGGCAGCUACGUUGUAGCCACGUACAGCAGCAGUGGUACGCCGGGUGGUCGGCCCAAGCUGCACUUUCUCCAGCAGCUCCCCAAGCCCCCCGAGUACUCGCCGCUCGCCCAGGGCCCACCGCCGCCCUACCAGAGCACCGAGCAGCUGGCCACGGCCGGCAACAAGGAGCCCUGUGCCGAAAUGCCAGAGAUGACUGCCGCCAACUCCUGUGGAGCCUUGGCGCCCGGCUCGUCUACCUCCCACCCGUGGCCGUGCCACUUGUGGCCGCGGGAUGAGUCGCCGCCACCGCGCUUCUCCUCCCUACAGGACCUGAGCGAAUGCGAAGCCCAAUGUCUGCUGCCCGCAUUUGAGGAAGCCGUGGCAUCCGACAACCGCUAUGACGCAGACACUGCUGGUUUCCACAGAGCACCUUUUCAUGACGACCUUGCAUUAGCCAGUGACCGGGAGGAGCCACAUUCAGGUUCCUCCCCCGACUGCACUCUGGCCGCUGGCGGCGGGAGCAGCAACGGGUUUCCGGAAGCAUCUGACAGCCUUGUCGUGUGUACACCGUUCCGCGAUGUAUCGUUUUCUCGCGGGCCAGCGUUUCCAACUAGAGUGGAGGAUUCGGCAAUUUCCACUUCCCAGGGGUCCUCUUCUGACAGUGCCAAUGGGCACAGCGCAUGUCAAGAAUUUGUCAAAGCUGAGCAGAGGGCAUCUACUUGAUGUCAAGCUUUCCGAAAGAAAGGUUGAUGAUUGUGGCUGGCCGUGGGUAUUGCUGCAACUUAUGUGAGCCCUUUGUUUUUAAGUUUUGAGUAUAGAGAGGCCCUGGGCUUGCUAGGAGGUCUUUUAUCGCUAUUUUUUAUCAGCAUCAAGGAAUUAUGCGUGCACGUGCUUUGCGGCAGACAAUUUGCCAUAAGCAUUGGGCGAACGUGAUUGUUUUUUUGCACACGAUAGAUGCACCAGCACUUAAUGCUUAGGACUUCAACAAGGUUAUUGCUGGAGUGGGCCUUUCUAUAUAAAAAAUGUGAGUGCUGAACUUAUGGAGGGCCUGUAAAGAUAUGUUCAUUUAGAGCAGCAAAACGAAUGUGAACUGGACAGAAUGAUUUGGUGGGCGCAAAAAUUGGAUCAUAGUGCUGCGUGGUUCUUAGGCUUCGAUGCUAAUCCCUGAUCAGGGAGAGAGGGUGAGGUAUGUUGGCUUGCUAUCAAUAAUACCACACUAGGUUGUGCCGUGCUUGUUUUGAAAGUUGUGUUGCCACGAAUACACAUGAGUUGUCUUUUCGAUUGAUACUGGGAAAUGUGCAAGCCAGAAUGUGUAACGGCUCUAUGUCAUGUCUUUAGACUAAGGAAACCAAUGUGUGGUUAUGCCCUGAGAUAGUCAACAUGGUACUUUGGUUGCAUUAAUAAGCUGGGUUCUGGAUGUAUCUAGUGAUCUGUAUAUGCAUCAAGUUUGCUGCUUCAUCAGUUAAUAAGUUCACCGAUUCGACGCACAGUCAGGUAACUGCGCGAGUUGUACUAUACGGAGAUUCUUUUAAGUAUUCUGGGGAAAUUCUUUUUUAGAGUGAUGAUUAUUGCUUGGAACUGAAAUUUUUUAGUAUUUUAACGAAGAUGCUUUUCUUCUGUUGGGUUGGUACGUUCGAGGCCCAUUUUUUCAGUAUUGAAGCCUAGAAGUGGUGAGAGCGACGGAAUGAACUUUUCUUCAAGGAUGACCUGGUCUGGCUUCAGCUGUUUUAGAAAAGCGCAUAAAAUGUGAAACACACCUUUGAACCGUAGUUAUACAAUGUUGUGACCUGAGCAGUUGAAACCUUUGACUGCAACUCUUUUCAACUUUUAAUAUUGUUUUGCUCUUUCUUUUCGGGCUACCCAUUAUAACUUGUUAGUGUCUUUAUAACUGGUUAGUGUGAUUGCUCCUACCAUGUGAAACCGUUUUCUUUUUUCCUUCCUGUAUUACAGUGCCAAUUUGGACAUUCCAAAUGUCUUUACGUAAAGCUUGAGCAACAUUUCUGUUUCUUGAUACUGCUGUGUGUGAUUUGCAGUUCUGUAUGAGCAUGGUUUUCUUUUUUUCAUUGACCCUUGUUCAGCCAUGUGAGUUUGAGAUUCAUAUGCUGGGGCGAUACCUAUUUAUGUCUUGUUUUAAUGUUAUGUGAAACCUGUUUAUUCUCUUGUAAGAUGUUACUUGUCACUUGAGAUGUGCAUUUAAUUGAGCCAUUAAGCUCACAGCAAUUUUACACUUUAACUGCUUAGUCUUUAAUGCAACAAAGGCUUACUGUAACCUAAACAGUGCAUCGAAUGGGAAAAAAAUAUUUUCAUGCUUAUAUCUUUAGAGCUCACAGAGGUUACUUACUCGCAUCGUCUCUGCAAUACGUGUGGUCUAACGCGUGAAAGAGAGAGCACACAAAGGAAAUCGGGAUAGUGGGGCGAGCCGUGUUAGCGCCACCUCUUGGUUUGAGAUUGACCUGCUGCCCAGGCGCAUAAUAUAUGUAAUUUUGGUGUUAAGCUUUAAAAAUGUUGUGCCAACAACAUUUUUCAAUACCAUGGUGCAGGAUAAGUAAUACAAUUCUGUAUCUGACCAUCAACUUUGUAAUGACAUGGCCCACCAAACGGCAACGUGUAGCUUAAAUCCUCGGACAUUUGUUUCUUUUACCCUGGUAUAACCCAGUACCAUGGCUGUGUUCAAUGUGAUUACAGUUGAAUUGGGAAAACCAUGUCUGUCAGCAAUGAGCUUGUUACUGUAUAUAUAUUUAGUUUGGUAUGUAAUGCAACUACCGUACUGGAGCUCUAGACAAAAACUGCAGAUUGCUUUUAAAGCUUAUUCUGGCAUUGAGGUGUUCAUGCCCCCUUGGGUGCUCGUUCCAGAGCACCAUUGUGCUGUUUAGUUUUUUAAGCCACAGCCGAUGAGGCAAGGCCAGUUUCUUGGUAACCGUUCUUGAGUAACGCCGUUAAAAUGAGUUGGGAUUCUGGAACCACAUUGUCUGUGAAAAAUCCCAGGCUAUUUGCUGUGGCUGGACGUAGCAUUUCAUUUGCCAACUCUCAACUCGGCUGAGGGAGGUAAUGCUUUUUGUGUGACGUGUCUGUAUUUUCACAUCAAAGUGGACUCAUCGUGCUGCAACAUAUCAGCUAGUGUACAAAACCCACAGGUACAGUAGACUCUCAGUAAACAGAACCUGAAGGGACCGGGAAAAUAUGUUACGUUUAACAGGAGUUCCGUGGUCUGAGAGGUGAACAUGGGUGUAGAAUACAAGCCCGAAACCAAGUGUUGCAGAGGCAAUAGUUCCGUUUAAGCAUUACUUCCAUUUAUCAGAUUUCCGUUUACUGAGAGUCUACUGCAGUGAAAAGUCUCACAGAGAGGUUCAGAACAGGACACAAGAAAUAUGAAAUAGCAGUUCUGUCUGCAGCCACCAAUCGAGACUAUCACUUUCCCUGAAUCCGAUUGAUUAACCAACACAAUCUAAACGAAGGGAACUUUUCGUUGUUUCUGUUAAAAACACUGUCGCACCACGAAUUUCUAGUGCAUUGUUGGCAUAGUCAGCGAAAGUAUCUGGGCUCUAUGAAUGUGUUGAAUGCUUCAUCAAAAACAUGAAAGGAUUUGAUUGAGAGCCAACGACUUUAUGAAUCUGAGGCUAAUGCACAAGGCAGCGACGACACGCGGGGCAGGGGUGUUUGUGAGACACCUCACAGCCACUCUUGGCUUUCUCUUGCUCACAUGUUUUUCACCAGGUAGCCUAAAAGCAGCAAUAUGUUUCUGCCAUGGGGAAAGAGGGAAUGCUUUGUGCCAAAAAAAAAAAAAAAAAAAAACUGCUGCCACAAGAGCGCUGCUUCUUUCUGUCCUCUGCCCGUCCAUUGCUUCUGAAAGUAUGUUCGGACAAUGGCACAGAAUGCGUGCUUUGCAGAUUGCAGCGCGUCUGCUGUGCAUAAAGGUUUCGAAGGAGGCUCUCCUCUCAGUGACUUGUUUGCUUUUUUGUUAAUUUGUGACCUCCUCUAAAGCUUCUUUGAGUAAGCACGCUCACGCCAAAAGAGCUCCUCUGAAACUGUUCAGAGAAAGGAGAAAGUGCUCAUUACGCUGGUAACAAACUGUGUGGUGCGGCCCUUGCAUAGUAAUGAUAUGGAAGCCACGAGUAGAGAGGCCAGCAUAGUUUAAUUUAGGAGUUUCAAUCACGAGGACAAGAUAACUUGCUUGAAAAAAAUGCAACUGCCUUCAAAGUAAGUGCACCACAAUUACAUCGCCAGAUGGUUUUCAUUAUUGUACACACCAUCCCUGUGCAAGUAUUAGUGGUGUACUCUUUACGAGUUUCAUUGCACUGAGUGCAGCACUGGAAACAUUGGUUCUAAUGCACAUGCAAGACCAUCUUAGAAAAGCAAGCUCUAGAGGAGGGCCUUCUCGAGCCUCUCCACUUUUUCUGGUUGUGCUUCAAAACAAGUUCAAAGUGAACAACAGUUCAUAACCUCCGAGUAGUAGCAGCGUGCGGCUCAUAUACUACAUGCUCCUUUUCCCUGUGAAGUAAAAUAGAAGAAAAGAGGAAGAGCUACGCUGCGUGUUUAUAUUUUACGAGCACACGCCAAUGGAACGUCAUUUGUGUCUCAGUUUCCUGGUUAUGGCUGCGCUACUACUGUCAACUAGCAGCCGCUGUUGGAUAAUGUGUGGCUGUUUGCUUGUGCAAGCGGGCAGUACGUGUGUUGUGCAACUCGAUGCAUUUGUGCGUAAUAUUCAAGGAGGCAUAUCCCUUUGUACUGGCAUAUCAAGGAUCGCCUUGUGUGUGUGUGUGUGUGUGUGUGUGCAUCUGUGUGUAUACGUUAUCACUGGCAAAAAGCUCAGACUGAAUUCCUGCCAAACAGCUUGCUUCUACUGGGGCUUGUGCUUCUUUGCUCUGCUUGGGAAUGCUGACGUUUCGCUGCGAGUUGCUUUUGCUCGGGCUGCUAAAGGACUGUAGAGAAACGCGGCAACUUGCUUCUACGACGCACCUGUUACUUGCUACGAUAUAUCCAUAAGCACUUGUUGUAGGUGCUUGUUCCACCUGCGUAAUGCACUUGCACACUGCACCGCGAUGUGCUCUUUCUUUUUCGGACAUAAUUGCCCCUUUCUUUUACGAGCAUCAUUUGAAAUUGGGAAUGGUGCUUUGAGCACGAGUUUAACUGUCACAGUUUUGCCAGCACUUGCACUGAAUAAUGUUAACUGCAUAGCUCCCCGCCCCUUCUAUCAUUUGUCUAUCUGUUACAAAAGAUUGCACUACAGAGAAAGAGAAAGCAAGGCAAUGGAAACUCUGAGUAUAGUUUGAGUUCUUAGACGAAAAGGCAUGGUGUUUACAACAGUGUAGGCAUGGGGCUUUUGAAGCAAAAUAAUCUUUAGUGCUUCCUGGCCUGUCUCAUUCUUCAAAGACCUCCACGUGAGAAUUUGACAUCGCUGCAUAUGCAGGAGGUAGAGUAAUUGGGUAUGGUUUAAAUAUAUUGCACAUAGCCCACAUGUGAACUAGUAAGCAUUCUUGCAGUUUGUGGUCCAAAACUAUUUAACGAAUAUCUGAGAAAUGUUCUCAUUGGUUCAUCUUGUCGAACACUUUUUCCUCGAAGACCAUGUGCAUUAGUAGAAAGCUGUGAUUGUGAUGACAUGGAAGGACAAUCUAAGCAGCGUGCAUGUACAAGGAACUAAGUUUUUUUGUUUUUAUCAGAAUUGCUUGAACCGACCGAAUGAUGUCAGUGGGGGACAAUGUUUCACAAAGGGGACUGAUUUUCACCCUUGCAAAGAUAAAUAUUUUAUCACUGUUAAUUGCUUCAAGUUUUUCUCCCUACGAAUGUCUGUCUCGAGUCCCAUCGUGACUAGUGACAGUUGGCCAGUUGCUCUACAGUCCUUUAAGGGAUACUGCGAAAUUAUUGUGAACGGCGCACUUGCAUUGUGAAACACUCGUUGAUUGCACAAUUUCUCUUUCAUUCUUUAUUCUUUGUCUCGUAUUGGAAAAAAUGGCCAAAGCCGAGGCCACAGUGCACUUUUGGUUGUGUGGUAGGUGGUUAAUAUCUUGAAAGGUCAUUGAAACCCUCAAGGCACCCGGCACUAUUGCAUUUUAGCUGCUUUGUAGGAGUAAACUGGGCUUUCGAGGUCCCAAGCUCAAAAUCUGCCAAAAAUAUUCCAGCACUGGAUUUUCAGACAGCACACUUAAGUUUGGGAAUAUGAGAAGUAUCAAUGGAAUGUCUGUAAAAAGGAAGACUGGCUGAUAUACAAAGCUGAUUUUAUUUGCCUGUGGUGAUGAUUUGUCAGUUAAUGAAGCUAGCUUAUUGGUCUUCUGGUUAACACUAAGCCAGAAUAAACAACCAUGACAACUUUUACGAAACAUAAAAAAGACAUCAUUUACUUGCUUUGGUCAUUCAUUUGGUGUUUUUACAUAAAGUGGCAUAAAACAGUGAGAUUCAAAUUUCGGGAUAUUCUGGAUAAUAACUUGUUACAGUUGGUAUUUGUUUUAAUGUGUAUGUGGCCAAAUCUGUUGAAAAGAGAUUACCCAAUGCACCUGACUUGCAGCUGUGGUCAGAUAAAAAAAAGCGCAGUGUUGCUUCUUAGUGCCUUGCUGCCGUUGCGAGCACAGUUUUUACCCCACUUACAAAUAGCGCAGCCUCCAAGCUUGGCAUUUGAGCACAGAUCCCUGUGACACGGGCUGCCACACAAUUAUGCAAUGUACAUGCACCCAACAGGAUGUACUUUUUCUCGAUUGCCAAUAUCGUAUUUUCUCUAUAUAUAAUGUUGUCGUUUCUGGCCGCCGCCCGUUUGUGCGAAAGUGCAACAACUAGUUGUGCGCGUGCGAGGACUUUUUCCGACGCCCCCCCUUCAGUGCCAAAGUGUUUUACCCUCGUUUUAGCUGUUCUCGGGAGUUGCACAAUAGCUCUUACUCACUGUAGGUUAGCAUAGUGUUGCUCUUGGCAUUUGCCACGCAAGCAUGCUGAUUGCUGCCAAGUUUUUAAUAACCGGGCAACAGCAUUGGCUGCUCAUCGCAAAGGUUGUCGCUCCUUGAAUGUGAAAACCAAGGACACUUGAGGAACGUUGUUAUGUUUAGCUGCACCCAGGGUGGAUGUAAUGAGGGUCUUGUUAUUUAAUUUUCUCUUUGAGCCUGCAUUUUCAGUGGUGAUUUCUCUUGAAAAGAUAUGUUGAAUUCCAAUGGCGGUGUUGGAGCAAGUUUUUUUGCUCUUUUUAGAGCAUGUGUGUUCCAGUGAAAAAGUCGAGGUAAAUUUAAAGUGGGAGUGACUCCGAGGAGUAGGAAAAGUUGCUCUGCCGAAAUCUGCGAAGUUGACCAAAAUUCAGCGUGACAGACUCCCUUUAACACAUUUGCCCGCUUGGUGCCGCGGCUGUCGCCGUAUUUUGCGACAGCCAAGGCAGAAAGCUCCAGUUGCUGCACGAGCAGUUGAUUGGAUCGUUUCCCCGACACUUAAACUACUACGUACGAGCGGGAAUUCAAGAGAAUUUGACAGUGGAAUGAGCGGAUUGGAGUACCUACACGCAAGGUAUUCUGGGCAACUCAAGGACUUCUGCUUCCUCCUUGCUUUUAGGCUUGCUCUGGUGGCACGGAUUGUGUUCCAAUCGCGGAUUGGGAGGGGUUGUUCUACGCCGAAGUCGAGUACUCGCCCAGAGAGUCCAUUGGCUGCUCCGACUCUGCCAUUGGAAUUCAACAAUAGUUUUCAGGGAAAACGCAAUGCUUCAACAGUGACAUGCAUUGUUCAGUAGUGCACAGCAGUGUCAGCACUGAAUCACAGCGUAAAUAUGGCGGGUCCGUACAGUAUUUUGGGCGAAAUGCGCUUUGUCACUAAGCAGUGAAAAGCAGCACCAUUUGUGCAUUUCUGAAAUGUGCAGUGCAUGUCUUUUCUUCAUAUCAGCAUGCGAGCAGAAAUUUGUGAGAAAAAUGUAGCACCUGAUACCUCCAUAUGUCAUGUAACUAAUUGUAAAAUAUUAUGGCAGUGAUGCAGGCAUGUGCAGGAAAAGGAACAAAAACGCAACUUUAUGUGGCUUGGUAGAAUGUUAAUGACAAAUUGUACAUUUACAUCGUCGGAUAUUUGGUCGCAAAAAUUAAGUGGCAGGAGUGUCAUCUUCCACCGUGGGUACGGAAUGUUUAGCGUUCAGUUGAUGAUUAUGUUUGAGUAUUUAAUUUGUAUAUGUCGGUCAUAAGCCAGACCAAAAUUACCUUGCUGCUUGGUAUGGGGCAACCACAGUGGCUCCACCACCUGUGGAAGGCUCACUUAUCAUUAUCAGUAGACAGUGUCCGUGACUGUAUUAGGCACACGAUUUAGGAUGCUCUAGAGUUAUUUUUCAUCUUGCCCUUCGUGCUGGGGCAGUUCACAGCAAAGAGUCUAUAGUUCCUUCUAGUGCCUCAGAGCCAAGCACCAAACGGUGCAGCCACUUUGCAGCGAUCGAGCCAUCCUGCUCUCCAAGUGCUCAAAAAAAACUGUCAUCAGUUCUUGUUCUUCCUGUCGUUUGUUCGUGCAUUGUCGUAGCAUAGUUUCAGCGUCUUCU